Messenger RNA from Ilyonectria robusta, 2531 nucleotides. RefSeq lists its product as uncharacterized. Lineage: Eukaryota; Fungi; Ascomycota; Sordariomycetes; Hypocreales; Nectriaceae. The record is from RefSeq and is a predicted model, not a curated record. The transcript has a single exon. Gene Ontology annotation, molecular function: protein binding. The coding region runs from base 271 to 2403 and encodes 710 amino acids.
AUUGCCCACGCUCGUCCUCCGAGCAUCGUGUCUUUCCUUGCCCGACGUUGAUCCUCUCGUUUAUUCACUUCAACGCUCAUUCUCUCGUUCAUUCUCUCGUUCAUUCGUGUCAAUUGUUUCAUUUGUCAUUCAUUCUUUUGAGUCCUCGACCCUGGCCUUUCAAUUGACGCUUUAUUCUUCGACUACCUAAUUCAAGACUGCCCAUUGCGCCCCGUUUAUUGAUAUCUUCUCUUUCAGUUCCAUUUAAUAGCCAAUUCAUUCGAAAUAAUCAUGGUUCGACCGACAUUCGUGGCUCUAGCAGCCUUCUCAUUCUCCUCCCUCACAACCGCCGCUCUGACAAGCUGCCCAUCGAAAGAGACAAGUUGGACAUCAGACAGCGGCGCCGAAUACACCGUUUGUCCCAACACCGACUACAAAUACGGAGGCAGUAGCCUCCAGGUCGUCCAGCGUGUGACAUCCACUACUGCGUGUGCCAAAAUCUGCAACAAGGACCCGCGAUGCGUCAAGGCCGUGUACGACAAGCAACGCCGCAUCUGCCACGUCAAGGACAAUGCCAACGAGGCGAAGAUGGACUGGGCCAAGGACACCAACUUUGACACCAUUCGGGCCAGAGACAUCAAAGAGGGCGUCUUCAUCGCUCGGUGCCCUUCUGGAACCACCAAAUACCGUGCUAGCGGCGGAAAGACAUAUCAUGUAUGCCGCAACACUGACUACGUUGGCGCUUCGGUCAAGAUUAUCAAGGGUUGUACUACUAUCAACGCCUGUGCCGAUCUCUGCUCGACCGUCAAGACGUGUAGAAAAGCCGUCUUCGACCACAUAAACAACGUUUGCCACAUCAAGGAGGCCGAGCCCAAGGCGUCGCUAUUUUGGGUACAGAGCAAGCAGUUCAGCGUCGUCUACGUGCCAUCGGAUACAGCGCCUUCGAGCAAGGGCAAAUGGUCCGACAUCAUCCGCUUGCCUGUCAUUCCUGUCGCAGCUUACGUGGCUCCCCAGUUCCCCCAGUCCCAGAAGCUGCUGUUCUUCUCCUCUUGGGGCCCUGACGCCUUCGGAGGUCCAUCUGGCCUGACGCAGUUCGGUACAAUGGAUCUUCCUACCGGGGCCAUUUAUAAGCGAGAGGUGGCUAACACACAUCACGACAUGUUCUGCCCUGGAAUGAGCCAGCUUGGCGACGGCCGCAUUCUGAUCCAGGGAGGCUCGAAUGCCGAGGCUGUGAGCAUCUACAACCCCAAGACCAACGACUUCACGCGGGGACCGGAUAUGAAAAUGCCGCGCGGCUACCAGACAUCGACCAUCCUGUCCAACGGCAAGGUCUUCACCAUUGGAGGCGGCUACUCGGGUCCUCGCGGGGGAAAGAAUGGCGAAGUCUUCGACCCAAAGUCCAACAAGUGGACUAUGCUCCCUGACGCCGCCGUCAAGCCCAUGCUCACCACUGACCACGAGGGUAUCUGGCGCGAGGACAACCACGCCUGGCUAUUUGGGUGGAAGGAUGGCAGCGUCUUUCAAGCCGGUCCAAGUGCGAGACAGCAUUGGUACGGCACGAACCGAACCGGCUCCGUCGUCCAAGCGGGCACGAGAGACGGAGACAACGCCAUGUGUGGCAUCUUCGUCAUGUAUGAUGCUGUUGCAGGCAAGAUCCUGUCGGCUGGAGGCAGCCCUGACUACACUGGAAGCGACGCCACCAAGCGAGCCCACAUCACCACCAUCGGCGAGCCCUUCAAGCCGGCUGUUGCAAAGCGAGUGGCCGACAUGGCGUUUCCUCGCGGCUUCGCCAACGCCGUCGUGCUGCCUGAUGGGACAGUGCUUGUCACGGGUGGCCAGCGCAAGUCGGUUGUCUUCACAAACACCGACGGCAUCUUGAUCCCUGAGCUGUUCAAUCCAGCUACCAAGAAGUGGACGCAGCUCGCUCCUCACGCUGUGCCUCGCAACUACCACUCCGUCUCUAUUCUUCUGCCGGAUGCUACUGUCUUCAUUGGCGGCGGCGGACUUUGCUAUGUAGCCACCAUCGGCGGCUCAACCGCCAACUGUGACAAGACGGCUGACCAUGCCGACGGAGAGAUUUUCCAACCGCCCUACCUCUUCAACAAAGAUGGCUCCCGUGCCGUCCGUCCCAUCAUUAGCAAUUUCGCCCAAAAGCCGGUCAAAGCCGGCAGCACGCUCAAGUUCAGUGUUACCAACGCGUCGGGCCCAGUCAAGAUCUCACUCGUCCGCAUGGGCAGCGUCACACACUCUGUCAACAGUGACCAGAGGCGCGUUCCGCUCGACAAUUUCACGGUCAAGGAUAAUCAGUAUUCUGUAAAGUUGCCAAAAGACAACGGGGUGUUGUUGCCCGGGUUCUACUAUCUCUUUGUCAUGUCGCCACAAGGCGUUCCAAGUAUCUCAAAGACAGUUCAGGUCAUGCUAUAAUCCGGCCGCCUUUGGAAGAUGUACACUCAUUACUGUACAUUAAUGUGCACUGGUUUUCUGGUGCACUCAGAAGGGACUUUAUAGAAAAUAGAUAAUAAAUAAUGUUGUAAUUCCGAAUAUGUUACCGA